Molecule: messenger RNA, 3469 nt
Organism: Cantharellus anzutake
Lineage: Eukaryota; Fungi; Basidiomycota; Agaricomycetes; Cantharellales; Hydnaceae
Exons: 8
Coding region: 64-2982 (972 amino acids)
Biological process (GO): mitotic cell cycle; intracellular signal transduction; protein phosphorylation
Cellular component (GO): nucleus; cytoplasm
Molecular function (GO): ATP binding; histone H3T3 kinase activity
Source: RefSeq, a predicted model, not a curated record
GUUGUCGGGACGCGUUCCUGACUCGUAUCCGUGCCAAGGUUGGCAUCUGACACCUGAGGGUGGAUGCCCUCAAUUGUUCAGACGUCAUGGAGGACGAAGCAGGUCAAUACAUACGGGCGACGGACACGUAAUGUAGUCCCAAUAUUUACGCCAAUAAUGAGCGGAGAGGAGAAUGGUGACUCCAAGGAUAGUGUUGGUGCUCAAGAUGAUGCGAUGUCAGAUGGCAGUCUCGAUAUCCUCGAGAACUCAACAAAGGCACGCUUUCGUAAACGAGCGAGGUUGUCAUCUAGGUCGCGUGUAGGCUCAAUCAAGGGGUCUAGGACACUCGAGCGACCUCAGAAAAAAUCUGUCUCCGCAUCCCAUUCUAAGUGUAAGGCCGUUUCAGCACGGAGUGUUGUAGACAAUUCAGAUUCGCGUUCUCCAGUCACCAGGUCAAAUUUAGCGUCCAAUCGCUCCAAUUGCUCCACUGACGUGGGGCGAUCAGUCUCAAACUCGAGAAAAUGGUCUCCUGGGCUUCGGAUACCUCUUGGAAGCAUUAGGCCGCCAAAUACUCCCUCACGAAAGCUUAUUCCCAACAUUAAUUGUGUUCCCGAGUCGCUUGCCUUCUCUGAUGAAAUACCCGAGUCGCAUGCCAGUAUCGCGAAGAAGCUAGCCAAAGCUGCGCCGGCGCUGAAGGCGUGGAGAGAACGGAAUGAACGAGCCACCCCAAUCAAAUCAAGUCCUGCCGUCCAAAAGCAAGCAACACUGAAGCCUGCAUCUCGCAAGGCCGCUCCCCGUAUCAGUCCUAGAUUAUCGAUUCCCAAGGGGAAGGGGCUCGCUCCCUCGCAUACCCAAUGCAAAGCGUCUCUAAAGAUUGAGAUCAUUGAAUUAGACAGUGGUGGGGAGACAGUGGAUAUAGAAAUACGUCAACGCAAGCCUGUGGUCAAAUCUCUAGGCAAAGCACGGAUGAUCGUGGUAUCUGAUGACGAAAGUGACGAGAAACAUGGGCCUCCCAAUGGGACUCGACCAACGGUUAGCGACGAAGAGUCUUUCGACGCUGACCAGCUGAAUAUGCCCUGGAAUGCAGCGGUUCCAGGCGUCCCUAUGUGGGGUAGCGUGCCGAAGGGGGGAAAAUGCGCCCUGAAGGGGUCUGAAAAAACGUCUAUUCCUCCAGCGCCACCACGCAACUAUCAAGUGCCCAGGCCCAUCCCAUCGAUCCCCAAUGCUUCCCUGGCACAACCUCCACGACCCCCGCAUACUAUAACGUGUCAAAUCCCAGGCAAUCCACCACCAAAUUGCUUGAAGCCCGAUUUCCCGCCAACACCCGCGGAUGAUCAUUUCUUAACUCGACGUUACGAAGAAGUCACCGCAAAGUUGUUGAUGAAAGUUCCAGAAAUAAUUCGCUUGAAAUUCUUGCAAACCCGAGAUCCACGACUGCUCUUCUCGCACGUAGAAUCCCAAAAUCAAAAAAAGAUCUUAACGGACUGGCUGGAGGCAAAUUACUUCAUUCCCACUUCCCCCGAUACUGUUGUUCGCUCGUAUUCGGCUCGUGACUCAUCUGAGACUUUGGGACAUCAUGAGCCAAGCACGGCAAUGCCUCAUCCGUCUAUUUCGCAGUCUAAAUUGGACAUAAUCUCCAUUUCUAGCGAUGGAGAUGAUAAUGAGAGAGAUGUUAAUGGUGCAGACGAGAUUGCGACACACAUACCCAAGGGUUUAAUAGAUGAACUCAGUGGAUUAUUGUCGUCAGAUAGUGGCAACCUUUUGCCCCUGAUUCAGGACUUCGCUGAUGUUGAUCACAAUCGCACUCGGGACGCUCUUUCUCCUUCACUAUUGGAGCUAUUGAGGAUAUGUGGUCAGGAGGAACCAUUAGAUUUUGAGUCUUUCGUUGCAACAUUCCCCUUCGACAAGGAUAUCCAAAACCUUGUUUCCGUGGAUAUGCAUGUUCACGACGUGGAUUUGAAUUUUCGCAAAGUUGGAGAAGCCAGCUUCAGCGAAGUUUACAGAGUUGGCAAUGUGGUGCUGAAGAUCAUCCCAAUCACUUCGACGCUUGAUUCUGGUCGCAGGGGAGAUCUUCGGCGUUGCCCAAACAUAUCAGCCGUUGAGGAUGUGUUACGGGAGGUUCGGGCUACCGAGAGAGUAGGCGUUUCCCACCCUGGUUUUACACGACUACUGAAGACAUUCCUGGUGCGUGGCCAUUACCCUGAACUGCUGCUCGACGAAUGGGAUGCGUAUGACGAACGAAAAGGUUCUGAAAAUCAUAGCCCUGAGUUCCUGCCAGCGGACCAGGAAUAUGUGGUUAUCGUGCUGCCACAUGGCGGUCCGGAUUUGGAGACUGUAGCUCUGACCGCUCAACGAAGCAAAAGGAGGUGUACUUGGCGCCAAUGCGCCAAUAUUUUCUGGCAAGUCUGUGAGGCGCUGGCAGCCGCGGAAGAAUUCAUGGGAUUUGAGCACCGAGAUUUGCACUGGGGCCAAAUUCUCAUCGAGGAGAGAAAUCAAAUGAAAUCUAGGAGGAAUCUUCCUUUCAAUGAUCCCUCAUUUCAAGGGCUUAAAGCCACCAUAAUCGACUUCGGCCUGUCACGAAUGAGUAUUGCACAGAUGGAUAAAGUAUCACACACCUCCCAUUACGUUGAAUUCGAUGAUGUAAUCUUCAAGGGCAAAGGCGAUUACCAAUUCGAAGUAUAUCGCAUGAUGAAAAGGCACAAUAGUAACGACUGGGAGAAAUAUUCACCACUCACAAAUGUGAUGUGGCUUCACUAUUUGUCCCUAAAGAUAUUUCGUGCUUUCAAUCUCAAAGAGCCUGCCCCUGUAAGGAAGGGUUCCUCCGAGAGAGAUUGUUGGGAUUGCCUUGUUGAAGUCGAAAGGUACCUUGAUGCGGCGGUGUCUCACUUACGAGACUCUGGGCACAGAAGGAAGAAACUUUCAAAGACACAAGUGGCUGUGGAGACGCCUGCGUCAGCAUCCGACGUGUUCAGUUGGGGAAAGACCCGAGGAUGGGUGUGGUAACACGGAUAUGGCAUAGGGUCACCGUAGAGCGUCACGUCUACUCAUUAGUUCAAGACAAUAGCGGCCAGUACGAAGGCUCCCACAACGGCAGUCCUUCACACCCACCCGGGGCCUGAGAUAGCUCUGGUUACACUUGGACGAACACACUCCCCGAAAGCACAGGGGGGUCCACUGGGCCAAUGCUUUGAGGACCUGCUGAAAAAAAACAUGACACGCUGUUGCAAUCGAUAUCGAGUGGACCAGAUAACUUGUCAAUUGGCAUCGAGAAGCCAAAGAGCAAUUUAAACAUCAGCCAGUCAUUCCUAGCAUGCAGGCCAUAAACAGUAUUGUCGUAGAGAAAAGUCUCAUACAGUAUGUGCAACUGAAUGUUGGACAUAACCAAUCAGAGGAUGGAAUGUCAGAGUGCUCUGCAGUAGAACCGUUCUGCUCCAUCAUACACAGGUUGUGCAUUUAUUGUAUCGGAGGUCUGUACGAGGUUGGAUGGGAC